AUGGUGAACGACACGGUCUAUGAGCUAUGCCUGCCCGUUCUGCGGGACGAUACGCUCGACGAUGAAGAGAGGACGGAGAAGCUGGAGGAGCUGCUCCGCAAAGAGACGACCUUGGCUGGCAAACCACUCGAAGACGCGAUACUGGACUCGCUAUGGCAAUACCGAGCGGGCGCGAACACUUCAGCCUCCCCUCCGCCUUCUCGACACAUCGUCAUCCGAAGACAAUCGCCAGCUCCCUGGCAGGUCGCUCGCACACCGACACCACUCAGCGGCUCUCCGCGAACGACAAAUCCUCCACCUGGCUUGGGGCUUUCUCGCCCCGCAAUCAAUCGAGCAAAGUCGUCUACGGCCUCGCCUUUUACCUCCCCACGAGCCUCACCGCGCCUCGCUUUCUCGAGCCCGCAUAUACCACACAGUCCAAGUCUGAACGCCUACGAAUUCAGCGAAUCAAGUCCAGCGCCCGACAUAUACGGUGACUAUGGUAGCGACACCGUCGAUUGGCUCGUCAACGAAGACACUAUCAGCAACGACUCCUCGUCGUGUGCUGGCGACGGUAUGAAUGUUGGAGCCGCUGAAUGGGUGCCUUCGUUGGCUACGAACAUGGAUCCCUUCGACAUGGUGCGAUCCAUCCUCCGCGAUGAUCGUUCUAAUGAAGACAUUGAGGAAGCGCUGGAGGCUAGCGGCUACGACCUAGGAGCAGCCCUCACGGCGCUCAUGGGUGGCGCAGAUUUCGAGGCUCAACAGGCCAUCUCCACGCCUGACCUCGCAAGGUCAGUUCUUGUUGGCAAGUCAAUGAGUCCCAACUUCCGGCCUGCAACCCCAGUCGGCCAACAGAAGACCAAUGUUCUGUGCAAGUACUGGCUCCAAUACGGUCAAUGCGCGCGGGCGGACUGUCGUUUCAGUCACGACCCAAGUAAGACAGUUUGCAAAUACUGGCUGAACGGUAACUGCCUAGCUGGAGAGACCUGCAUGUUCUCCCACGACCCAUCCAUAUUCAUGGCUCGCAUGAUGCUCGACGCCGGUGCUUCGACCCCGCCUAUGCAGCCAAACUUCCAACUGCAGGACUACGACUCAUUUCCGUCCUUGCAGCCAUUCAUCGCACAGCAGUAUAUUCCUCUUCUCCAGCAAAACAUGGAGCCCACGGCGCUCGAGCAGAUGUAUGGCCUAAGCGGUGCCGUAGCCGUCCCCACACCGCCCCCUGGCCUCAGUCCACGACCCCACUUCACACCGCUCGCGUCGAAUCGGUCGUUCUCGCAUUCGCGGCCCAUAAGCCGGCCCCAAUCCCGCGUCGCAACGCCGUCUUUGCCUGCAUCCGACGACAACGAAGCUUUCCCGACUCUCGGCGCAGCUGCGGCGGUCAAGGCAGGCAAGAAACACCACGGCAAGCGAGGCGGCCAUGUGCACAGGGAACCUACAGGCCCCUCAUCACUCGCGGAUGUCGUUCGCAUGUCUCCAUCGCAAAGUCCCUCAGCCGCCCGCAAAGCCGCUCGGCCAGCCAAAAGCGGUCCGCGUGAGAACAGCAAUACUCUGCAUUCUAUCCCAGCGCCGGAACACAUACCGUGGCUCGAGACGGGAGAGAGCGCGAACAAGGCGUACCUCAAAGCGAGAGCCGAGGCCUUCAAGCAUGGCGGACUGCGCAACAAGUUUCUGCAGAGCGCGGCACAGGCGUGGAAUAGGAAGGACUCGAAGGCUGCACGCGCACUCAGCAAUCGCGGGCAAACUGAGAACGUGCUGAUGCGAGAGGCGCACCGCGAGGCCGCCAGGAUCCUGUAUGAGGAGCGGAACAAAGAUAGUGCGGGGCCAGGGUCGAAGGAGAUUUAUGUCGAUCUGCAUGGCCUCCAUCCCGAAGAAGCAGUCUCCUACCUUGAAGCCAAGCUCCUCUUGCACUCCUCCUCUCCCGCCCCCGUCUACGCCAUAACCGGCACAGGCCACCACUCGAAGAACGGCAAAGACAAAGUCGGCAAGGCCGUCCGCGCCUUCCUGUCCGAGUGGCGCUACUCGUUCCGCGAGUUCUCCGUCCCGGGCGACAGGGGCAACGUCGGCGGCAUCCUGGGCAUCGAUCCCAGCAGCUGGGACCGGAGCCUAGGGGAGCGGCGGAGUGGCGCUACGGAUGGCGGCGCUGGAGAGGAGGCCAAGGGCGAGAGCACCAAGGUAAGGAUCGUGAAGAGGGGCGAGGAGGUGGACAUACCUACGGGGCCAAAGAAAAUGGCGGUGGGUGGGUGA
Messenger RNA from Coniosporium apollinis CBS 100218, 2223 nucleotides. RefSeq lists its product as uncharacterized. Gene Ontology annotation, molecular function: metal ion binding; RNA binding. The transcript has 3 exons. The record is from RefSeq and is a predicted model, not a curated record. NCBI's taxonomy places the organism in Eukaryota, Fungi, Ascomycota, Dothideomycetes. Gene Ontology annotation, cellular component: nucleus. Bases 1 to 2223 code for a protein of 740 amino acids. Gene Ontology annotation, biological process: negative regulation of DNA-templated transcription.